UUCCCGGGGUGGGGAAAGGGGGGAAGGGUAGGGACGAGUCCUGCGGGCGCAAGCUCAGUUUUACUCUCAGUCCCUAGAAGUCAGCCUGGUUGGGAAAGGCUAGCGACCCCGAGGACAGGAGCCGAGCGGGUCCGGAACGCUCCAUGAUGGGACCCCUCCUUCGCCUUCUCCGCCCGGGGCUGGCUUCCUACGUUCCUCGAAUAUUGGCAAAUGGACUGGGGACCCUUUCAACAGCUAAAAUAACAAACCAUUUGAAUGAUACUCAGCCAGAAGAAUCCAAAAAGCCUAUUGGUCGUUAUCCUGUUCCUUAUAAGAAGGAACUACCUUUUGAUAUAGUGGAGCUCAUGGAAGAAGUAGAAAAAAAGACUGGAUUUUUACCAAACAUCUUUAAAGUGUUAGCACAUCGUCCAGGGGAAUUCAGAGCUUUUUUUGCUUACUACAAUGCCAUCAUCAACAAAGAAACAGGACGUCUCAGCAAGGCUGAUAAAGAACUCAUCAUCGUAGCCACAAGUGCUAGUAAUAGGUGUCCCUACUGUGUAAUUGCCCAUAGUGCUGUGCACAGAAUAUAUUCCAAAAAUGACAUUCUGGCCGAUCAGGUCAUCGUCAAUUGGAAAAAGGCGGACUUAUCACCUCGAGAGUUAGCUAUGCUAGAAUUUGCCCUUGCUGUUAGUCGGGCUGAUGACAUAACAGAAGAACAUUUUAAAAAGCUGGAAUUGCAGGGUUUUGAUCGAGAAGAUGCUUGGGACAUAGCUUCCAUUUCUGCUUUCUUUUGCAUGUCUAACCGUAUUGCUCAUUUUAUUGACCUGAUACCCAACAAAGAAUUUUAUUCAUUGGGUAGAACAAAUGGUCAAGAUCUGUAAAAGCAUGUCCACCACAGAGACACCAUAAAAUGUGUGUAUUUAUUUUAUUUGUGCAAAUUAUUUUAUGCCUAUUAAUAGGUUUCCCCUUAAUAUUUAGUCUAUAUAUACAUUGGGAAAAAACUAAUUUGCUGUUCUACCUGGUAAUGCCGCUUUUGCUAAGUUCAUCACAGUUAAAGGUAAUUGUUGAAACUUGAUGAAAUUUAGCACUUGUGUAAGCAUUGAUAAUUGAUAAUUCAGAAGGCCAUUUAUCUAUAAAGGAAGCUAUCCUCCAUAUUUUUAAUAUGAAAAUAAAUUACUUUCAUUUCCAACUAUCCUUCCCACUUUCCUCUUUACAUAACAUUCCCUUAUAAAAAAAAAGAUUUAAAAAGAAUAAUAACAUUCCAGCAACCCCAGUACAUUGACUCAGUCUGAUGGUAUAUGCAACAUUCCACAUCUGUAAUCUCCAACCUCUUCUAUGAAGGGAGGGAGGCACAUUUUUCUGAACUCCUUUCUGGAGCUAAGCUUGGAUUGACAUUGCUGUCAUUAUGCACAUUACUGAUUCUGCUGCCUUCAUUCAUAAGUCUUCCUAGGUUUCUCUUGAAUUCUUCACUUUUUUUGGUGGUGCACUAAUAUUCCAUUACGUUCAUGCGCUACAAUAUAUUGAGCCAUUUCCCAAUGAUUGUGUUGGCACACUGUUGCUUUUAGAUGAUCUAAAAAGAGCAUUUGGAGGAAAGGGAAGCAGAGAUGAGACUCAGGGAAAUUCUAAGAAUUGAUGACCAACUAUAUUGGAUUAGCCAUUUUAAUUUAAAACCUUAGGGUUUAAGAUUUUGUUGUUCUGGGGGCAGCUAGGUGGCACAGUGGAUAAAGCACUGGCCCUGGAUUCAGGAGUACCUGAGUUCAAAUCUGGCCUCAGACACUUGACACUUACUAGCUGUGUGACCCUGGGCAAGUCACUUAACCCCAAUUGCCCUGUCCAAAAAAAAAAAAUUCAUUGUUUUCCAACAACUGUUUUGUUGUUAGAUGAAAAAUGAGUCUGUUCAAAGUAUAAACAUGAUUUGAAGCUAAUUCUUCUCUGAAGUAUAUUAAGGGACUCUCAAAUGAAAUACAUGUCAGUAUGAGCAGACACAUUUUAUUGUAACACAGCCUAUUUUAUGAUACUUCCUCCUGUCUUUUUUUUUAAACCUUUAAAUGAGUACUUGAUGUGUAUUAAGUGUACUUGAGGUGUACUAGGUGCCUUCUAUCUCAGUUUAUCAACCUCCAGUGGCUUUUGCUAAUGGAUUGUGAAAUUAGUCAUUUAAAUAGGAUUUUGAUCCAUAAAUAACUAUUCUACUUUAGGUUUAAAUAAGAGUUGUGUGAGAGGUGUAGGAGCUCAUAUCAUAAGCCAAUGGGUACCCUCUUACUGAGUAAGGGCAGAAGAAAUACAAAACUUGAUAGCGAUUUCUUGUAUUGAAGCAAUUCUUUCAAGCUCUAUUUUACAGGGGAAUUGUUUCUAUGUAAUUCUGCUGUUUCUUCUUUACAUUUGUAUGGUACUCUGACUUUUUGAAGUGUUUUCACAGCUUUUAUGUGGUUAUAAGAAUUAUAUAAAGCCUACAUAGUAUUUUCUCUAGUCAUGUCUUUUCUCAAUAUUUUCUGAAUUAGUCAGUAAACAAAUCAUAAUGAACUUUAAGAGCUGAGAUAUAUUUAACUGUGAAAUAGGAUUGAGUCUGUGAAAAAAUAUCAAAUAUGAGGGAAUUGUUGACUGUACCUCAAAUACUGUACCUCAUGAAUAUAACCUUUUAAAGUAGGGUUAAUUUAAUUUCACAAAUAAAGUUAAUUAAAUCGA
Messenger RNA from Dromiciops gliroides (monito del monte), 2661 nucleotides. RefSeq lists its product as uncharacterized. NCBI's taxonomy places the organism in Eukaryota, Metazoa, Chordata, Mammalia, Microbiotheria, Microbiotheriidae. Bases 144 to 860 code for a protein of 238 amino acids. Gene Ontology annotation, molecular function: peroxiredoxin activity. The record is from RefSeq and is a predicted model, not a curated record. The transcript is spliced from 5 exons.